Molecule: messenger RNA, 1527 nt
Organism: Ostrinia furnacalis (Asian corn borer)
Lineage: Eukaryota; Metazoa; Arthropoda; Insecta; Lepidoptera; Crambidae
Product: sialin
Exons: 13
Coding region: 1-1527 (508 amino acids)
Biological process (GO): monoatomic anion transport; transmembrane transport
Cellular component (GO): membrane
Molecular function (GO): transmembrane transporter activity
Source: RefSeq, a predicted model, not a curated record
AUGUUCAAAAUUAGGAUUCGUGUUUUAGUCGGAAUCAUGAUUUUUCUGGGAUAUUUUUUGAAUUAUAUCAUGCGGUAUAACAUGAGUGUGCACAUUGUGGACAUGGUUCAAGUUUCUAAAAGAGAUAAUUAUUACUUAAAUUACAACAGUUCAAAUAUUCAAAGGACAUACUCUAUGAUUGGUAGCAUUAUCGACAUUAUAAAUUGGGAUGACAUGAAAAUGGCAAAAUUGUUUUCAGCCUAUCAUAUAGGAUAUUGUAUUUGCUUCCCCAUUUUUCAUAACAUGGGAGACAGGCUAGGCCCAACGUGGGCAGUGGGCAUCGCUGGGCUAACUUCUGGCGUCCUCAGCUGCCUCACUCCAGCGGCCGCAUAUUACCACUUCUGGGCCGUGUUCGCAGUUCGCAUUAUGUGUGGCUUUUGCGCUGGAGCUAUGCAGCCUAGCAUGGUGCAAGUACUAAGACAUUGGGUGCCCCCUACAGAGAGAAAUCACUUCAUGUGGGCAUAUUGUGGUAUAACAAUCGGUACAUGCUCAACUUUUCUUCUGUGCGCUGCUGUGCACUACUACUCACAGUGGCCAGUGGGGUUCUACGUGUCUGGUGGGGCACAGGUGCUGUGGGCGACGGUAUGGGUGCUGACGGUGACCGACUACCCUCGCCAUCACCUCUACAUCUCCAAGGAAGAGCUGGACUAUCUCGUGAACACUAUCGGAAAUGUCUUUACGAUUAAGUUAACAAACUCACAGGCCCCUUGGAAGCUAAUAUUGAAAUCUGUCCCAUUUUGGGCUUUAUGCACAUUGAAUUUCGGCUAUUCUUGGAUGAUCAUAUCACUGUGUCUCUAUGGCCCGUAUUACUAUUCGAGAGUGGCGGAGUACAGUAUUUACAGCGCAUCUGCUCUAACUGCGCUGCCAUUUUUUCUGCGGCUCAUACUGGGAAUUAUCGUCAUACAAACAUUCCAUUGGUACAAACACAACACAAAGAUUCGAAGAAUUAAGCACAUCAGAAAAUACUUCAUUGUUGUAUCUCACGUGAUCCCAGGCUUGAUGGUGUCUAUUUGCUGGUUGCUACCCAUGGUUCCGGGCCCGAUACUGCUGACCAUAGCAGUCGCGCUCACCGCUGCUGGCAUGGAUCUUACAUUAGAUUUGUGUUAUGAAUUGACCCCUACGUAUGUGAAUUCUAUCAAUACAGUGAUCAAAAUAAUAGGAAACACGUCAGGAAUCAUUUUAUCUUUCUGUGUUGGGCAAGUUACACAGAAAUAUAAGAACUCUCCGUUUGUAUGGAAACAAAUAUGGUGUUUUCACGCUUCUGUGCUAUUUCUAAGUGGAUUCGUGUUUUUGAUUUGGGGCGAAACUCACGUUCAAGAGUGGAACUCGAAAAGACAUUUACCCCGACGUCGUCAUAUUAAGCCAAACCCGUCUACAAUGUCUAAUAUUUCUGAAGUGGAAGAAGAAGAAUCAUCGAAUCGAAUUCCAGCACAAUCUAAGAACUCAUCUAUCACCGGUUUUAUGAGGACAUCUGUGACUAAAAUAUAA